UAUGAGAAGCAACUUUGUGUUGUUUACCAGACUUUAUAACUAUAACCCCUGAUGACCAGGAAUGGAGGAAAAAAGUUAAUAAUGGUUAAUCUCUCGCCGUAGAGGCAUAUUUGACGAUGUUUCACCAUACAUCUGCUAAGAUGAAUAGUUGCAGUGUGCCUGAGAAGUAAUAAAGAAGCUAAUAAGGAAAAACAAGGAAGUGUUGCUCCAGGUAUAUUUCUCCAUGAUAGAUUCAAUAUGGCUCCAUGGAGAAAUUUGUGACAUUACCCGAACAAAUAAUUGCUACAAUUAUCGAUAUUGUAGCAUGAUCCUGGGAGCAUGCCGAUCCAGGCCCCUCAGUGGACCGAGUUCCUGUCAUGUCCCAUUUGCUGCCAUGAGUUCGAUAGUGGUCAGCGUGGGCCAAUCAGUUUGGGAUGUGGACACACCGUCUGUCGUGCUUGCCUGGCCAAGCUGCAGCGAAACCAGUGUCCUUAUGACCAGACUGUGAUGAGAUUGGAGCUGGACCAACUUCCUGUAAAUGGUGCAUUGCUUUCACUGGUGGGGGCUGGGACGAGUGCAGAGGAGGGGGAGCUACCCCCUCCUCCGCCAGUGCCUACAACUCACACUCGUAACUACUUCAUGGCUGUCAAGUGUAUCAAAGAUCUUGCACUCUUUCUUAAACCCUUCUCAGUUAUCUCUCUUGUAGGCUCUGGAACAAAUGGGUCCACUUCACUUCUGUCCCGUCCAAUGCAAAGGAAGCUAGUCACCCUCAUCAACUGCCAACUUGUGGAAGAUGAGGGGCGGGCCAGAGCAGUCCGUGCUGCUCGAUCUCUGGGUGAACGGACUGUGACCGAGCUCAUACUCCAGCACCAAAAUCACCAACAGCUCUCAGCUAACCUCUGGGCAGCAGUGAGGGCCAGAGGAUGCCAGUUUCUGGGGCCAGCUAUGCAAGAAGAAGUGUUAAAGCUAGUUCUUUUAGCUCUUGAAGAUGGUUCAGCUCUUUCACGAAAGGUGCUGGUGAUGUUUGUGGUGCAGCGGCUGGAACCUCAUUUCCCGCAGGCCUCCAAGACAAGUAUCGGACACGUUGUGCAGCUACUCUACCGUGCUUCUUGCUUUAAGGUUUCAAAAAGAGAAGGUGACUCAUCACUCAUGCAGUUAAAGGAAGAAUUUAGAACUUAUGAAGCCUUGAGACGAGAACACGAUGCCCAGAUAGUCCAAAUUGCAACAGAAGCCGGCCUUAGAAUUGCACCAGAUCAGUGGUCGUCUCUCCUCUAUGGUGACACUGUCCAUAAAUCCCACAUGCAGUCUAUUAUAGAUAAGCUUCAGACACCACAGUCUUUUGGGCAGUCUGUACAGGAACUGGUAAUAGCACUACAGAGAACAGGAGACCCAGGUCAGUUAUCCUCUUUAAGACCACAACUAGAAUUGUUGGCAGCCUUGGACCCUUCCCCAGAUGCUCCUCCUCCUGGUUGGAAGCCUUGUGCAGCUGCAAUGGAAGCUGUUAGGGCUGUUGUUACUGGGCUGGUACAUUUUAUACAGCAUCAUGGCAAUCGAAAAAUGCCAGAUGCACAUCACCCACAUAAUGCUAAGUACAAGACCAGCAUGUGCAGAGACCUAACUCAGAGAGGAGGAUGCCCAAGGGGAAAUAAUUGCACAUUUGCUCACUCCGAAGAGGAACUUGAGAAAUAUAGAAAUAGAAGUCGCAAACAUGGCAAAGGCAUUCCACAACCACCUACAACUCCUGCCAUCAAAUCACAGGUACAGCAUCAUCAACCUCAGCAGCAUCCAACACAAACUCAGCAACAAGCACAGCAUCCACAAGGAAGCAUGGAAGCAGUCAUAACUGCAAAAAAUGGUGAACAUCCACCUGUUGCAGUCAUUCAGAAAACAGGUACAGUUGAAGAGAUUAUGCAAAGUGGGGAAGUGCCCACAACUCCUACUCCAUUUGACCCCCACAAGUUUGUGCAUAUCCCAACUCAUACACAGUCAAUGCCAGUGUUACCUGCCCAGACUCCUGCCCCAGCAAUUAUACAACCAGCUCUAGCUGCAACACCUUUUCAUGCAGCACCAAUGGCUGAAUAUACAUACAGUUCCUUCCCAUGUCAACCUCCAGUAUUCGCUCAGGCAUCACCACAACAACCUAUACCUUCAGCACCAGCUGCUGUUUUUCCAGGCCAAGCAGCAGCAAUAGUUCCAGACAUAUAUGGUGGGAACGCUCCUACGAUGCUUCUGAACACAGCUCCAGUUUAUAAUGUUACUGGCCAUGCAAGUGAAUUUUGUAUCCCAAUUGCCAAUACAAAACCCACCAAUUCAGGACUUCACCCUUUAGUUUCCUGUUGGCCAGAUACUAAUUGUACAACAUUCUGUGUAAAUACUACAGUAACAACUACAUCUUUGACAACAGCAACAAAUGUUGCAUCAAAAUCAAUGGAAGAGUUAAAAGAAAGGAAGGAAGCCAUUUUGAAUCAGCUCGAGACAAUUGUUGGAAAAGAAGCAACACACCAAGUUGCUACUCAGAUUGCAAAUGGUGAAGAGCCCAGCAAACCACAAGAAUUUACAUCUACGUAUAGUAUAUGGACAUCUGGUGCUGAUUUUUAUAUUGCUUCCAAAUCUAUAGAAAAAAGUUAUGAUCCAAGUACAGGUUACCGGACUUACACUGCCAGAAAAGAUGACUCGAAAGGGAAGGAUGAUUUUAUCCCUUUUGAUCCACCAUUAGUGAGUCGUUUUGGGCCUAUCUCUAGAAUGUCAAGAACUGUGAUUCAGCCUGCUAAUCCUAUCCAAUCUUCAGCAAGUAACCCUACAGAAACUACCACCACUCCAACUGUUAGACGACCAGUACCCACUAUUUCACCAAUGCCACAGGUACUGUACCAGCCUGGAGGUUACACAGUGGGGGUAAUGACCUGUAUCCCCACACCUCUGGAGCACAUGAACACCCUGGGUCAUGGCAUAGUCGACCCUCUUCUGACUCAGCUUGAAACUUCAGGUAUCAGAACAAUAUCUGCAGAUGCAGCUCAGCAAGAAUGCUUAAGGCAGCAAUUCACUGCUGUACGUGAGGGAAUUGAUGCCAUUGUUUUGGAUGAAAAGAGGAUGGCUGAGUGGCAAGAAGUACGGCUGAAGGAGGAACUAAGUCUUGUGAUGAACCGAAUUGAAGUCAAACGGAAAGAAAUGGAAGCUAGGAAUGCCUCUAGGGCAAAUGCCUCCCCACCCCAUGAAAGUGGGAAAUGGGGUAAUGAUGAUGAUGAUGGUGGAUAGGGGCCCACACUGAAGCUCAAAUAGUCAAAGGAUGUAUGUGAAAACAAUUUUGAAGAACUUGAGAAGAAAUGGCAGUUUGAUUUUGUUGGAAAUGAGUGACACAUUACUGGUAUACAAAGACUUGGUAAUGUGCAAAUAUAGCAAAUAAGUGAGUAUUUUUUUUGUUUUUUUUAGGAAUCUAAGCUUACCAUACUAAGUAAAAACAAUAAGUCAAACUCACUGAAAAAGGAAGUUACAAAUAUGACACAAAUUUCAGAGUGUAAUUUACAUACAGUACCUUGGUUAGAAACAUUUUGAAUGUUGUGAUAGUUUAUAGUAUAAAGGAAGGCAUACCAGUGUAAUGACUAACUUCUCCACAUUUUAAAUGAAGAGACAAAAACUGAGGGCCUUUUUUAUACAUUGAUCUGGGCAGUUUAAUGCCUAAUAUUUCUUUACUUGUAUGGCCGAUGUCAUUAUUCUGCCAUUUCAGUUUAUUUUACGUUGACAGACAUUGCCUUUUUUAAAAAUUAUGAAACCAAAGUUUCUGCUGCAGAACUGUAGAAAUAACAGUUAUUUGCUGUUAUGAUCAUUUGCUUGACAUACAUGUAGAUUUAAAAAAUGUCUGUUGAGGUUUGUGCUCUGAUAGUUUGAUUUUUUUUUGUCUUAUGACCUGUAGGUUAAAACAGGUCAUGCUUUCUAGGAAGCACUUUAAACUGUAAGUCUAAUAUAUUUCUAUGUACAAAACUUCAGUUUGGUUGUUGUAGAAUUGCUAAUAUUGCUGACGUUUUUUAUAAUGUUCAAAUACUUGUAUUAUGAAUAGGUCAAAAUGUUUGCAACAGUCCAUCAGUAAACGUUUUCUUGCGCAACUCAAAAAUCUAAAAUAUUGACUGACUGUCAGUUAUAGAUUCAGCUUAAUGAGUUAACAGAAUUAUCUUGUCAGCUUUGACUGGCAUACUAAUCCAACAUGCCUACUGAUUUAAGGUAUGCUUACUGUAUUCUGAUAUUUAGUGACUUCAUGAGCAUGUAGGAAAAGACAGUUGUAUAUAUACAUUUCCUAAAGUGAAUGAUUUAAAUGUUCUGAUAUGAAUAUGUUCAGUACAUUGUCACAUCAGCGAAAGAAAUCUUGCAGUAGUUAAAGUUAGGUUCACUUUUCUUAGUUUUGCAAUGUGGUUUUGUGCAAUUUAGAAUACAGUAUUUGGAGGACACUUUAGGUCUUAAACAUGUGCUUUGUUAAAAACAGUUAAGACAGUUAAGUAUCUUACCUUUGAAUUAAUUAUAAAUAGUUCAUUUAGGUUUAUAUUAAGAAUCUGCUAUCAGUAUUCAAUUAAAUUAGAUAUUUUAAAAUUUGAUGAAAAAACUAUCAGAGAAUAUUUGUCUGCUGGAGUCCUUUCUUCUUUUUUCUCGCACCCUAAAACUCUUUAGAUUUUUUCUUAUCCGUAUUACAAAAAUUAAUAGUCUCCAUUAACUUCCUUGAUUUCUCUAAAACUAUUAUUUAUAAGUCGAGUGUCUUCUUUAUUUAAUGCAAUGUUUUGUCUGCAAGUGCUCACAGUUAUACUGGAAAUACAGUCAGCAUUUGUUUCCUAUUCAUUCACUUCUUUGCUCUUUAUGUAUGUGUACUCACCUAUUUGUGGUUGCAGGGGUCAGUUCUCAGAUCCUGGACCCACCUUUUAAUUUGCUACUCCCUCAGAUUCACUCCCUUUUAGCCUUAUGGGACCUAACAUAUGUGCUCUUAAAACUAUGUAUGAAGCCUGCCUCCACCACUUCCUCACCAAAAUCAUUCCAUUUCCCAACCACUCUCGACACCCCUGUGGCUCAUCUGUACAUUUAUCUUCGAAUGAUAUUUCCCAGUUCCCAUUCCUUGCCUCUCAGACAGUCUAUCUCUGUCUGCCUUAUGAAUUCCCUUGAGUAUUUAUAUUUUAUCAUGUGACCUCUCUUGUUCUUCUGUCCUCCAGUUUCAUUAGGUUCAAAUCCAUUAGCCUCUCAUAGCUCAUGCCCUUGAACUGAGGAACACUUUGUUGCAUACUUCUUUUUAGAAAACAUGCUUUUUCAGCUACAGGUUCCAUACUGGUUCUAUAUACAAGAUGGUCCUGACGUAUGUUGUAUAAAGGGGUCGAGGAUGGCUGUUUGUAGGGAUUCUUGAAAGCUACUCAUAGAUUUGCCAGAAGGGCAUUGGCUGCAGAAGUUGAUUGGCUGAUGUGAGCCUCUGGUGGUAAACUGCGCAUUAUGCUCUCUCCUAGGUCUUUCUGUUUGAGUGAAGUCUUCAGCCUGUCCCCAUAGUCUGUACCCAUUUCCAGUUUUGCUCAAGCAGCCACUUAUCUGAACUCACUCACAGUGUUUCCAGAUCCCUAUGGAACAUUUCCUUAUCCUCAUCUGUUUUUAUUGUCCUCAUUAGUGUUACAUUAUUAGCAAACAAGGAUAUAUCUGAAUCAAUCUCAUCUGGAAUGUCAUUCAUGUAAACCAGAAAUAGUACUGGCCCUAGUAAUGAUCCCUGCAGAACCCACUAGUUACUCUUCUCCAUUCUGAUGGUUCUUUCCUGACAAUCACUUUGCUUCCUUAUUCUAAGAUACUUUUUGAUGCACCGGAGUACAUUCCCUGAUGUCCCUGCCUGAAUCUCAAGUUUUUGGCCCAGCCUAUUGUUGGGUACAGUAUGAGAUCCCUUCUUGUAGUUUCAAAACAAUUCAGUCCACCAAAUCCUUUCUUUUUGCAUAUUUGUUGCUUUAUCAUAGAACUCCAGCAAGUUAGUAAAACAAGAUUUGUCAUCCCUAAACCCAUGCUGGUUAUUGUUAAUGAAACCAUUUCUCUCCAAGUGUUUUACCAUUCUCCACCUGAUGAGUUUAUUACUUUGCAAGGUAUGCCUGUCAGAGAAACAGGUCUGUAGUUAAAUGCCUCCUGUCUGCUUUCUUAAAUAUAGGGACUACAUUUACUUUUUUCCAGAUCUUUGAUAACUGUCCUGUUUCCGUUGACUUAUUGUAGAUCAUAGCUAGUGGUUUAGAUAGUGUUUCUGCACCCUUUUACAGAAUUCAUGAUGAUGCAUUGUCAGGUACCAUUGCCUUAGAUAUAUCCAGGUCCAUCAAAAAUUUCUUUACCUCUUCCCUUGUUGUGUGGAUGGCAUCCAGUACUUGUUGGUGCCCUCCUGUUCUUUAGUCUCUCUGGUAUUGCCUUAGUUUUCUCCUUUCUCUCAGUUGAAUUAUUUGGUCCUUUACUGUUGUCUUUUUUCUGAUGUGGCUAUGAAGUAGUUUCAGUUCAGACUUGGCCUUUGCUGGUAUGUCAUUCUCAUAUUAUCUCUCAACCUCUUUCUUCACUCUAGCAUAUUCAUUUCUGGCCAAUCUGCUUACUUCUUUGUUCUUGUUUCAUCCUUUUCUCUCUGUAUUUUUUCCACUUUUUUAUACUUUUCUUUUUUGCCUCCCUGCAUCUCUGGUCGAACCAAGGGCCCUUUGCCUUUGUUGUGUCUGUAUCUAUUUCUUGGUAUGAAGAUCUCGGCUUCCCUGCAUUUUCCAGCCAGGUACUCCAACUCGUCCACUGACCUGCCUUCCAAGUUGCUGUCCCAAUCCACUACAUUCUCUCAGCCUCUCAAAAUUCACAUUUCUAGUCUGGCUUUUCAUGCUUUCUACCUGUGUAUCCCACUGCUUGUAGUUCUUCAUAUGACCAUAUUUGAUGAUCCUUCCACUUUCUCAUUAUAAUACAUUUGAACACAUCAUGAAAUAUUACUCAUAUCUGUAGGCAGGCUUUUUUUUUUUAUUAACACAUCGGCCGAUUAGUACAAUAAAAUAUUCCCAGGUAAAACUAGUUAUCUUAUACAAAUGGAAAACUAUGUUUAUUUUGAAUCCCACUAAAACCUACUAGACUUCCAGGGAAGUGAAUCUUAUAGUGGCCAGUUAAUGGCAGUUAUAAAAUACCAGAAAGGAUCUAUUACUGACCAGACAUGCUACAUAAUAGGUGAGUAAAUCAUCCUGGCUGUAAUCCUGAUGGCGUCUUGUUUUUAAUAUCCCAGAUGACUGCUGAAUUUGCGCGUAAAUGUGCGAGUAUAUUACAUUAUUCUUAUUUGUCAGUCUGCAUGUUGGAUAGGAAGCUGCAGAUUCAUAUAAAUAUUUAGACUAAUGAGUCCCCCAGAUGGUUACUUAGUAUUACCAAGGCUUAAUGGCAAUUAGUUUUAAACAUUCACAGAAGUAUUCUGGUGCUAAGUUACCAUGUUCUUCACAUGCCCUCUUCACAUUUAAACAUUCCACACAUGCACACACACUUCACAUCAUAAAACAGACUUUUUGCUAUUGAUUGUGUUAUUAAGAGCUUGCGGUAAUCAUUUCUGACUGUUUAUAUUUCACCCAGAAAGGUUGAUUUAAGUCAGACUAAGUGUUUUGUUCAAGUCUUUUCUGACUUUGACUUGGCUAAUCAUGCUUGAGUAUUAGCCCAUAGAAUAAAAAAUGCUUUGAUUUAGUAAAGAAAUAAUGAACUCAUCUAAGAACAUCUAUAUUAGAAUGUCCUGGUUUUUAUAAUUUAUCUAUUUAUAUAUUUUUGUUAAAUAGUUAUAAGUUACUGAAGAUAUUUUAUCCUUCUUAGUUACUUAUCAUAUACAUUCUUAGCAAUUUGACAUCAUCUGUACAGUAUUAGACAUAUAUGCUUGUCCCCAGAAAAAAAAAAGUUCCAAAAAAGUUGUGCUAUAGCUCAGCACCUUGAGACAAUCUGCUUGACAUACUUAUAGCCAGGUCUGAGUUCUGCUCUCAAAGCCUGGCCUAAGGUUAGAUGUCAUUGUUGACUUCCUAGUCAACCUGACUGUUGCUGCCAGCAGUCUGCUUGUGUAGUUACAGAGAAGUCCAUAAAAACAAUUCUGAGAAUUUGUUUUAUUUUUACACUCAUAGAGGUGCAGUUUCCUAUUCAAAUGGGCAUCAGCAUGAUAUCUGUCAAAUACAUGCAAAGUGUAAAGCUUAUUUAUAUUUUUAAGAAUGUCAACUCCCUGGUCAGUAUGCGAAAAGUGCAACAUAAAAGACACAAUACACUGAAUAGGUCUGGGGAUGAGCUUUUAAUUCAGCUACAGUAUACAAGAAGCUUUCUUAGCAAGGCUUCAUGUAAUGAUGUGUCACAUUACUUUGUAUAUAUAUAUGUGUGUGUAUGUAUAUACAGUAAUAACUGUAGACAUGCAUUAAUACAUACAUCUUCAGAUAUACACAUUUAUUAACAUUUAUACUUAAUGAAAUUAACAGUUUAUGGUAUUGUUAAUGUUUUGUAAGAAUUCAUACUAUGCAUGAAAAUGGAGAGAAAUUGAUAAUAUUAAUAAUGAUGUAAUAAUUCUCAUCAUAAUAUACACAAAUCAAAGAUAAUUUGUAUGUAUCUUGUAGAUAUACUGUCAUGAUUGAAUAAUUUUUGGGUGUUACCUUAUUUUAAAGGUGAACAUGACAUGCCAAUUUCAAUUAGAGCCCUUUUCUUUAUAUAUAUAUAUAUAUUAUAUAUUAUAUAUAUAUUUCUCACUUUGUAAUUUAAAACUGUCUAGCAAUGCGAGAAUAUUCAUGACCAAAGCAUUAUCUCUCUGCUAGAUAAAUAAUGACUAAAUGAUCAAAAUUGCAAUGCAAUAAAUAUCAUUGCAGAAAGAUAAUGCCAUGUUUGUCUUGAAGAUUAAUAAUGUAUUUAAAGUGUACCUAGCCUUCUCAUCAGUUGAUGAUUUGACCAGUUGCUGGCUACUUGCAUUCAAUUCUUGUUCAACUUGCAUUCAAUUCUUGUUCAAGUGGUGAGCAAAUGAACACACACAUGUUCACACAUCCAUUAAAAAACACUUGUUUCCAUUCACUUGUAUUUAACAUGCUCACACAAGUUUGUCUCCAUUCACUCCUAUCUAACAUGUUUACACAAGUUUGUCACCAUUUACUAUCUCACAUGGUCAUACAGGUUUGUCUCCAUUCACUCCUAUCUAAUGCUUACACAAGUUUAUUAGAUGCUGAAACCUCUUAACACUCAAAAGCCUCUUCUGGCCCUUCCUCCAGUCAUUCCUGGGACAACCCCUACACCUACUACUUGGUACCCCAGAUUUAUAUACUCUCUUAAUCAACCUAUACCUCUCCAUCCUCUGCACCUGCACAAACUACUUCAACAAUCCCUCUUCAGCCCUCUGAAUUGUACCCUUGGGGAUCUACAUUGGCUCUUAAUUACUAUGCUCUAAGGUUUCUGCAUGAUAUUUACACCACAUAAUUCUGUCAAACAUGACAUCUCCACUGCCUCUAACCUUCUGUUUGCUGCAACAUUGAAAACCCAUGCCUCACACCCAUAUGAAAGUGCUAGUACCACUAUGGUACAUUCCAUUAUUUACCUCCAUAAAUAAACUUUUUCUUUCCGGAUACUUCAACACACCAUGCUAUGGUUCACCUCAUCUUUCAUUGACCGUCUGUUGACAUGUCCACUCCCAAAUAUCUAAAUUCAUCUGCUUCCUCCAUACUCCCUCCCCUCCCAUCUGAUAUUCAGUCUACCGUUGCCUAGACUUUUUGUUCCUCUUAUCACCUUGUUCUUUUCUACUUUUAUUUUUAAUUUUCCUCUUUUAAUACUCUCCCAAAUUCAUCUACCAGCCUUGUAACUUGUCUUCAGAAUCCACCUAAAAGAACUGUGUCAUCAGCAAAGAGCAAUUGGGAUAACUCCCACUUUGUAUCAGUUCCAGCAUCUUUCAGUACCGCACCCCUUCCCUAGCAUUCACAACCCUCCCCCCAUCUAUAAAUAUAUGUAUUAAACAAUCAUGGUGACAUCAUGCAUCCCUGUCUAAACACUAUUUUCACUGGGAAAUAGUCCAAUAGUCCCCCUUGGUGGGAGACAGCUGGUGUGUUGAAAAAAAAUACAGCCUCUCCUCACUUAACGACGGAGUUCCAUUCCUAAGACCACGUCAGUAAAUGAAUUCGCCGCUAAGUGAGGAGCAUACUGUAAUGGUAGUGGGUUUGUGUCAACCAUCUUUGAUAUAGUUUUAAUGUCACCUUUGCACCAUUUCUAGCAUUUCUGGUAUAUUUUUAAAUGUUCAUACAGUUUUUUUUUUUUCAACAAGUCGGCCGUCUCCCACCAAGGCAGGGUGACCCAAAAAGAAAGAAAAUCUCCAAAACGAAAAUACUUUCAUAAUCAUUCAACACUUUCACCUCACUCACACAUAAUCACUGUUUUUGCAGAGGUGCUCAGAACACAACAGUUUAGAAGCAUAUACGUAUAAAGAUACACAACAUAUCCCUCCAAACUGCUAAUAUCCCAAAACUCCUCCUUUAGAGUGCAGGCAUUGUACUUCCCAUUUCCAGGACUCAAGUCCGGCUAUAUAAAAAUAACCAGUUUCCCUGAAUCCCUUCACUAAAUAUUACCCUGCUCACACUCCAACAGAUUGUCAGGUCCCAAAUACCAUUCGUCUCCAUUCACUCCUAUCGAACAUGCUCAUGCACGCCUGCUGGAAGUCCAAGCCCCUCGCCCACAAAACCUCCCUUACCCCUUCCUUCCAACCUUUUUUGAGGACGACCCCUACCCCGCUUUCCUUCUCCUACAGAUUUAAAUGCUCUCCAUGUCAUUCUACUUUGAUCCAUUCUCUCUAAAUGACCAAACCACCUCAACAACCCCUCUUCAGCCCUCUGACUAAUACUUUUAUUAACUCCACACCUUCUCCUAAUUUCCACACUCCGAAUUUUCUGCAUAAUAUUUACACCACACAUUGCCCUUAGACAGGACAUCUCCACUGCCUCCAACUGCCUCCUCGCUGCUGCAUUCACAACCCAAGUCACACCCAUGUGAGAGUGUUGGUACUACUAUACUUUCAUACAUUCCCUUCUUUGCCUCCAUAGAUAACGUUUUUUGACUCCACAUAUACCUCAACGCACCACUCACCUUUUUUCCUUCAUCAAUUCUAUGAUUAACCUCAUCCUUCAUAAAUCCAUCCGCCGACACAUCAACUCCCAAGUAGUAUCUGAAAACAUUCACUUCUUCCAUACUCCUCCUCCCCAAUUUGAUAUCCAAUUUUUCUUUAUCUAAAUCAUUUGAUACCCUCAUCACCUUACUCUUUUCUAUGUUCACUUUCACACCCUUUACUUCAUCAUCCCACCAAUCACUCCUCUUUCCUCCUGCCCCACCCUCCUAUAACCACAGACUUCUGCCCCACAUUCUAAUACUGCAUUUUUAAAACUCAUCCAACCCUCUUCAACCCCCCCUCUACUCAUUUUUGCACUAGCCCACCUUUCUGCCAAUAGUCGCUUAUAUCUCACCCGAACUUCCUCCUCCCUUAGUUUAUACACUUUCACUUCCCUCCUACUUGUUGUUGCCACCUUCCUCUUGUCCCAUCUACCUCUUACUCUAACUGUAGCUACAUCUAAAUAAUGAUCCGAUAUAUCAGUUGCCUCUCUAUAAACAUGUACAUCCUGGAGCCUGCCCAUCAACCUUUUAUCCACCAAUACAUAAUCUAACAAACUACUUUCAUUACGUGCUACAUCAUACCUUGUAUAUUUAUUUAUCCUCUUUUUCAUAAAAUAUGUAUUACUUAUUACCAAAUCUCUUUCUACACAUAGCUCAAUUAAAGGCUCCCCGUUUACAUUUACCCCUGGCACCCCAAAUUAACCUACUACUCCCUCCACAACAUUUUUACCCACUUUAGCAUUGAAAUCCCCCCAACCACAAGUACUCUCACACUUGGUUCAAAACUCCCCACACAUUCACUCAACAUUUCCCAAAAUCUCACUCUCUCCUCUUCACUUCUCUCUUCUCCAGGUGCAUAUACACUUACUAUAACCCACUUUUCACAUCCAACCUUUAUUUUACUCCACAUAAUCCUUGAAUUAAUACAUUUAUAGUCCCUCUUUUCCUGCCAUAUCUUAUCCUUCAACAUUAUUGCUACUCCUUCUUUAGCUCUAACUCUAUUUGAAACCCCUGACCUAAUCCCAUUUAUUCCUCUCCACUGAAACUCUCCCACCCCUUCAGCUUUGUUUCACUUAAAGUCAGGACAUCCAGCUUCUUCUCAUUCAUAACAUCCACAAUCAUCUCUUUCUUAACAUCCACAAUCAUCUCUUUCUUAUCAUUUGCACAACAUCUAUGCACAUUCAGACUUCCCACUUUGACAAUUUUCUUCUUCUUAUUCUUAUACAGUUGUGUAUUGUAUAUUGUAAUAAACUGAAUGGAGGAAAUCAGCUCUAAUAUACGUUAUUUAGGUAUGUAUACUGGUCAGAGAGCCCGUCAUAAGUCCGAGUCGUUGGUAAAUGAGUACAUCGUUGAGGAGAGGCUGUAUACUUUUUUUUCAACAAACCGGCCAUAUCUCAUGAAGGUAGGGUGACCCAAAAAAGAAACACUUUCACCAUCAUUCACACAUAAUCACUGUUUUUGUAGCAGCAUGCAGAUAUGACAGUUCAGAUGUCACUUCAAACAGCCAAUAUCCCAAAACCCUCCUUUAAAGUGUAGGCAUUGUACUUCCCACCUCCAGGGCUCAAGUCCUGCUAACCAGUUUCCCUGAAUCCCUUCACAAAAUAUUACCCUGCUCACUCUCCAACAGCUAUUAAGUCCCAAAAACCAUUCAUCUCCACUCACUCCUAUCUAUAUUUAAACAUGCUGGCCAUCUCCCACCAAGGCAGCAUCACUGUCUUGCCAGAGGCAAGCAGAUGUGAUAGUUUAGAUGUACCUCUAAACAGCAAAUAUCCCUAACACAUACAUAUAUACAUAUUACUAUUUAGUGCUGAUACCAUUGUUUUUGAAAAUGAUGAAUGAAUGAGAUUAUAAAUUCUGCACACAGGUUGAACAAGACUUGAGCAUGUAAGUUGCCAUUUAGAGACCCAGAUUGUAUAGGUUUGUGAAAUUUUAUAUUUUUGUAUUUAUGUCUUACCUGCUGCUAGUGGUUAUAGGGAGAGAUUUUUUUCAAUAAAUCACUUACUACUGGAUGUAAUUUUUCAAUUUUGGGAGAUUUUUCAUGAGUUGUUUCAUAAAUAUGUGUAAAGUAUGUAUUACAGGCUUUGUAGAACUUGUAUUAUUAGGUAUGGAAAGCAAUUAUCAUUUAUCUUUGUAAAUACCCUCAUAAGGUUUGUGAAUGCUUAUAAAAAAAAUAUAUUAAUCAGUGUUAGACUCUAUUGAAUCAUUAAUAAGUUUGUAAUAUGCAUACAGUUAAUGAAAGAAGUUUUCAUCCAGUAGCAAAAGAUUUAAGAUGUCUGUUGGGAUUACAUUCCCAGAUUAUUGCAGAAUAAAAAAAAGUAUAUUAUAGUGUACAGUAUGCAUAAUGCAGUGAGACAAUAGAAGACAGUUUGAAGAUGAUUUAUCUGAUGUAUCAGAAUAUUUUAUAAUUUGAUAAGGUAUUAGCUGGUUAUAAGCUUUUGGAAAUUUUAAUUUAAACUCUUGUCAAAUGUAUUUAAGUUGAUAAAUAAUGGUCAUAAUUUGUGAGAGAUAUGAAGGUAGUGAUGAGAGUCAUUGUCUUCUGUAAUCUCACUGAUUAACUCUGUUUAUCAUCACCAUGCUGUCAAGGAGAUACUUUAAAAAAUCACUGCCCAUUUAAAUCCAUUGUGCAUCAUAUAUUAAUGUUUGCCAUGAUGAAUACCCUCUGUGUGUUUCAUAUUGGAAUAGUUUGUAUAAUAUUGUACAGUUGAGAGAAUUUUAUGUGACUCCAGUGCUACUCUACAUAAAUACUAACGAGCCCUAUUGGUGUUUGCACUGGUGUUUUGAAGCAGCCAUUAUAUGUUGAGAAGCUUCUCCUGCUUGAAUGCACCAUCUAAGAAGCUGCAAGUGAUUCAUGAUGCUGCUGCUGCUAUUUUCCUCAACAUGAAGCAUCACAGCUCUCAAAGAUGUUCAUGUCAUCGUGAGAACAUAGAAGAUUUAUAAAUUCACUCUAGUUUUAGUUGACUUCAGAACAUUUUCACUCAUUUUUGUAUUUUACAAAAAUAACAUCUUUUAAAACUUACUGGAAUUUUAAAAGGUAAUAUUAUCACAGAUUUAAGAGUGAAACAGUUUUGAGUAUUAGUUGAAAGUCCAUAGUCUUUUCAAGUCAAGAAUGGCUGGAACACAGAAUAACAUGACAAACAAUAUAAAUUAUUGUGUAUGUAUGCCAUGGGGCAUUUUGAUUUUUGAUUUUUAUAAUAUUGCAGUUGAGAAGUUUUAUCAUAUAAAAGUUUAGUUGAUGUGUUUAACAACACAUUGAACUUAUUCUCUAUUAAUACUUUGAAUAUUUAAUGAUAAGUGAAACUAUAACAACUGCUCUUUGGCUACAUGGUAUUGUGUGUUUCUUAUUGCUGUUCAGCUAAUAAGUUAUAGUUAUUACUUAUUGUAAACCCCAUUUACAUCAUUUGCGCUUAAGCAUACAGUAGGAAGCACUUCAAGUGGAGAAGCACAGCAUGCUUCAGCAAGGACAUUCUAUUCCAGGCAACUAGGUUACCUGCUCAGAUAUGUCCAAAAUUACAUGAACUCAGGUGAUGAUGUGUUGGUCACAUUUUCUUGAUUAAUAUCAUGUUUUCAAAAUUUUUGGCAUUUUAUUUAUUUGGCAUAGGUUCAGCCAGUUUUUUAUAAAUGUAAAUAUCAUGACCACUGCCUACUUAAUAAGUAGCAAUCAUUUAACUUUUAUUUAGUAGUGACAGUUCAUGUCAAACCAGUUCUAAUGUGUGAGUACCAGCUUUAUGGAAUAAGGACCCAUGUGUUGACUGGAAGGAAUUUUGUUAUUAAUUUGAGUGACUAUAGCACAUAAUUUACCAUGUUCAUGAUUCUAAGCCUAUAUUAGGACCUACCAAAUGGAUAAAAAGUUUAUAGCUUUUAUCAACUAUUAGGAUCAUUGAUUUACUGUGGUUGGAUUAUUGAUAUACUGUAUGUAUCAGUUAUCUACUUCCCAUGGGAAGCUCAUUGUUUUUUAUGCAAAAAUGCAAAUUCUAUUAUGAAAUCCUUUCUAUGGGUUGGUGUAGAUUUUCAUAUUGUUUUUCUAACUCUAGCUUGAGAUUAGGGUAUAUGUGUGUUGUGUUAGUAUGUAAGUAGAACUCAAGUACUGUAGUGGAACUUUGCUGACUUACUUUACCAUCUCCAGCAAGACACAGUUAACAUGUAUAUCUUGUCAACACUUGGUUUUAAUAUGACCAUUUUGGUUUCCUUGUCACUUCUUAUAUAGAUUAGUAGUGCAGUAUUUGAUGUUUCAUAGUAAGUAAUGGGUGGAUUUAUUCUUCUCUUUUUAUUAACUAUAGUAUAAUGAUUGUGACGGAGACAGCAUACUUUGGUUUUACUGAUGUACUGAGAAACUUGUGGUACAGCAAAUGUAAAGGAUUAAUACUUAACAUUUUCAGUGUGAUGAGUACAAGCUCUUUACAGCAAUAGCUUGUUGAUUAAUUAUAUAAGUAAAGGUACCAGUAGUUUCCAUAAUAUGCUUGAGUUUACAUUUACUAGUAUUGCCAACAUAUACAAAAAACUUGCCACAUAUUGUUAGAUUAGUGAUUUCAUGUAUUUACUUUAACAGUGGCUUUAGCAAGCCAUUGAUAUGUAAGCAUCUUUGUGAUGUUCUUUGGUUAUGCUGUGUAUCUUCUUAUUAGCAGCCAUCACCUACCUGGGAACUACAUUUUCUGUGUUCUGCUUGGUACACUUGGGAUUUUCAGACAGUACAUUACAAAACUGUCUUCUUAUUCUUCUGCUCCAAUAUCAUAGCUUCAAAUUUUAAUUGUUGUCAUGUAUUGAGCUGUAGGAAUUUUAGCUUCGUAGUGUCCCAAAGUGAGGGUGCAGAGAAGUCACUUUGCUGUUUAGUUUUAAGUUUACAAUAAUGACCAGAUGAACCAUUAUGAGCUCUUCAAAUUAUUCUUAUUAACAUAUAAUCCUUAUAAGUAGAGGUUACCAAAUAAGGAUUGCUUAUGAAAGGUUUGCACCCAUGCUAUUUUAUUUUCUUCAUAUUGCUUUUCACAGUAUAGGAGUGAAAUUUUAUUGUAUUGUAUAUUGACAGUAAUAUAGGGAAAUAAGAGCUGUUGAUUAUCCAAGUUGAGUUAAAUGUAAAUUGGGGAUUAGGUCGACCCUUUUACAAUAUGGUGGAGUCUGUUUAAACUUUUCUUUUUCUACAAAAGCUACAGUAGUAAAAUAUGUGUUGCAGAAGUCUCUGGGUUCUAGAUUUGUGAAUCUGGAUCUGCCUGGCAGUCACUGUGCAAUAACUAUGAAGCCUCAGAAUGACUAUUGUUGAUAAACACCUCAUGCCACUUUUUUUUACCUGAAUUUUCCUGAACUUGGGUAUCUAUAAAAUAGUUCAGCCAGUCUAAUUCUCUUGGUCAUGACUGGACUACACAAAGGUGUAACACUUGAAAUUGAAGUCUAGAGUAGUUACAGGAUUUGAAUGGGGGUAUAAAACUUUGUCAAGCCAGUAUGUUAAUUUUUGCAUCAAAACCCUGGCAACUUUUCUAAACCCAAUUUAAAUCUCACAGUUACUCUAGAUCCUAGGACUUGUGGUUUUUUGUUUUCAAAUAUGGUGGAAACCUAGCUCUGAUAAGCUAUUAAAUGCUUAACCACAGCUAUAUAGCACCAAUAAGACAACUGAUGCUUACUCGCUAAACGUGACAAGACCCUAACAAGGUCUGCUAAGAGGGACCCUUGUCAGGAUACACUUUUCUUUUCCCUAAAGAACACAUCACCACCACCCAGAUUUAAACUCUUAAUAUCAAGUUGAAGAACAAUUGAGAAAAGUCAGUACUAUAUGCUAUUGGUGUUCAAGUGCCAACAGAAAUAAAGUAAAAGAUUUUUGAUUCGUGUUGUUCCUCCAUGACCAAGCUGAGACCUUAAAGCCCCUCAAUGGUGUCUGGUAUGCAGCUGUUUUUGCCUGAACAAAUCGUCAGAGGUCAUUUAUUCCAAUUGGCUAGUAUUUUCACAGCUGUCCUUCACAUUGCAGCCAUGUCUACAUUGUCAUUUGACCCUUGUAGGUUUAGCACUUUUUUAUAAUAAUAAUAAUAAUAAUACAUUGUCAUUUGUAUUUGUUUUGGACUCUUGAAGUGCAUUACAGAUUAUCCAAAAAUUCAACUCUCCUCAUCCCAUUUUCCCUCAUAUACAGUUUUGGUUAUGUAACAUUUCUAGUAUAUGUAAAGAAGGUUGUAUUUUGCUGGGUCUCUUGACCUGCCGAUGCUCAAGGCAGUGAAUAUGUAGAAUCGGCCACUCUGUCAGCUGUUCAAGACCUUCCAAUUUACAUUGAAUUCCUCACUUGAGUAUUUUUUGGUUCUUUCUCACCACUCCCACAACCAUUAGCAACAACGUUGGUCCCCGUUGGCCCACAAAAAAUUGUUUUCUAUCAACUUACAUUUAGGAUUCUGGCUAUCUUCCCACUGUUGUCGGGUUUGGAAAACUGCACUCUUGCACUUAUGUAUUGCACACACAUAUCUCACUUGCAGAUACCACACAAAGAAAUGACCGCCACCUGUCUCCAAGGACUGUCAAGUUGUACUGUCCGUCCAACAUAUCUUAAUAGUUUGUCCUGUCUAUCAUAGUACAUGCAGGAUCCACUUCUGACAUCUAAACCCCUAACUUUGCACACCCCUACCCUUCACUCACUCUUAACCUUUGCACGUCUCUCCCCAUAGCUCUGUAUGACCCUUAUGAGUUUAGUGCUUAAAUUAUAAUAAUAAUAAUAAUAGUAAUUAAAGUUGCAGCACAGUAGUUAAAAGGAUCCAGGAAUAAAUCCUAGAAGUACUGAAGAUUUAGUAACACAUUCACCAUUUUCUAAGAUUCACCAUCCUCAUUUAAUAGCUGUUUUACCAGAAUUGGCCAAAUAUAAAAAUUAAAAUGACUCUCCGAACUGCAUAACACCUUCCCAUCCUACACAGUGUAGGCAAUGUACUUUUCUCACCUCCAGAACUUUAAAUCCAGCAGAUGGGUGUCUCAAUCCCUUCAUAAAUGUUACCUUGCUCACACUCUGACAGCACAUCAGUUCCCCAAAAAAUCAUCCACUCACACCACUAACAUUCAUGGGAGAGUACUAAACCCACGAGGUCAUACAGAUGCCACUCAAACAUCUAGCUGUGCUUUCAGUGAUUCAGCUCCAACAUAUGGGCCCCCACAUCAUAACCUAUAAUUAACCCCUGUGAUUUAUUUCCCUGUUGCUUUCCAGUGCAUUCCAUGAGCUUUAUCCUGAAGAAGCUCCUCCUUAUGAAUCCUAAGAUCAUUUAUCUGGAAGAACAGGCACUCAAGAAUAACAUAAUUGCAAGUAAUUAUCAUCUUUAGUUUUUGCUUGUGUCCCCAGCAUUCUAGUUCCAUCCCUGUGUGUAUAUGUACUACUGCAAUCCUAAUAUUUCACUUAGAGGCAGCUCUGUUUUAAAGAGUAGCAUUUGCAGUUUUAAAAAUUGUCAUUAGAAAUUUCCUUUUGGCUGAUAAACAUUGUACAAAAGCUCAUAAUUGUUAAUUUUGUCAUGAUUUUUGAGAGACCAGAGCAGCUACCAGGUGUAAUUCAGUCUUCAUUGUGGGGUAGGGCACAUAACCUCUGUUUUUUAACAGGUUGUACAGGUAUUUUGACACAGUAUAUUAUUAUUAUUAUAAUCAAAAAGAAGCGCUAAGCCACAAGGGCUAUACAGCAACACAGUAUAUUGCAAUAAAAAUAUUGCAUUAUUCUAUGCAUCAAAAUUGUAUAAUGCAGUAAAGAUACUCAUUAACAUGAUGAAUUAUGUAUUGAUAAUUUACACUUGAUUUUUAUGAAUGUAUCAUACCAUUGACAUAUUUUAGUAUUAUCUGUUCACUGAAAGAUAAUUUUAUUAAAAUUUGGUUUAUGCUAUUUUCUUUUAGAAUAUUAUGAACAUUCUGGUGGUCUUGUAGGUAAGUGCCUCCCUUUGUAAAUUUGAGCUAAGCUUCCAGGCCAGAUGUGAAAAUUUUAUAAUUGUGCAUUAAUUGUGUGUAUGUAACUCAUCUUGGUUAUGUGAUGUUGAAACUUCCUCAGAAUGUAACAGCACAACUAUCAUGUCAGAGACAAAUUUAAGAGGUGAAUGUUCCUGGUAGCAAAUCUGGUGCGGUGGUUAGGGUCUCACAGUGAGAAGUUCAGUGAAGCUGUCCAUGCCAUCUCAGUAGUCUGCCUCUAUAUUAGUUUUAAGUAUUGGACCGUUUUAUGUCCUUAAAAAAUUUGGCUCUAUUUUGGAGCAGAUUAUGGAAUCCACUUCUCUGUUUUAGGAGGGCUUAUAAUACAUCAAGCAAGAAUGAAGUAUGGAUAAAAGAAUGCUUGUAUCUAAGCACUUCUUGAUACCCAUAAAAUUCAGCUCCCUGCUGUAUUUAGAUUUUUUUAUUGUAGUAAUAAGAUAUAUUUGAUAUAUAUAAAAUUAUAAAGAAAAAUGGCAAGGUUAUUAAGUAAAUAACAAUGUGUAAAGGGUUGUAAUUUGAGUGCUUUUGCUCCAUCCAUGUUGCAGUGCACAAUUGUGUGCAAUUAUUGGCAUGUGUGUAUAUUUGGCCAGCAAUACUAGUCAACCAUUUUCCAUACAAGGUCAUCCCAAAUAAUACAAAAUUAUUUGCCGAUUAAUUUGUACUAUAUGUAUGUGUGUAUACAUACAUACAUAUUAUACAGUGGACCCCCGCAUAACGAUUACCUCCGAAUGCGACCAAUUAUGUAAGUGUAUUUAUGUAAGUGCGUUUGUACGUGUAUGUUUGGGGGUCUGAAAUGGACUAAUCUACUUCACAAUAUUCCUUAUGGGAAUAAAUUCAGUCAGUACUGGCACCUGAACAUACUUAUGGAGUGAAAAAAUAUCGUUAACCGGGGGUCCACUGUGUAUAUAUAUAUAUAUAUAUAUAUAUAUAUGUAGGUAGUAGGUUGGUAGACAGCAACCACCCAGGGAGGUACUACCGUCCUGCCAAGUGAGUGUAAAACGAAAGCCUGUAAUUGUUUUACAUGAUGGUAGGAUUGCUGGUGUCCUUUUUUCUGUCUCAUGAACAUGCAAGAUUUCAGGUACGUCUUGCUACUUCUACUUACACUUAGGUCACACUACACAUACAUGUACAAGCACAUAUAUACACACCCCUCUGGGUUUUCUUCUAUUUUCUUUCUAGUUCUUAUUCUUGUUUAUUUCCUCUUAUCUCCAUGGGGAAGUGGAACAGAAUUCUUCCUCCGUAAGCCAUGCGUGUUGUAAGAGGCGACUAAAAUGCCGGGAGCAAGGGGCUAGUAACCUCUUCUCCUGUAUAUAUUACUAAAUGUAAAAGGAGAAACUUUCGUUUUUCCUUUUGGGCCACCCCGCCUCGGUGGGAUACGGCCGGUGUGUUGAAAGAAAGAAGAAGAUAUAUAUAUAUAUAUAUAUUUUAUAUAUAUAUUUAUAUAUAUGUAUAUAUAUAAUAUAUAAAUAAAAUGCCAGGAGCAAGGGCCUAGUGACCCCCUUCUCCUGUAUAAAUUACUAAAUUUAAAAAGAGAAACUUUCGUUUUUCUUUUUUGGGCCACCCUGCCUUGUUGGGAUACGGCAAGCGUGCGUGAGCGUGUUAGAUAGGAGUGAAUGGAGACGAAUGGUACUUGGGACCUGACGAUCUGUUGGAGUGUGAGCAGGUAAUAUUUAGUGAAGGGAUUCAGGGAAACCGGCUAUUUUCAUAUAGUCGGACUUGAGUCCUGGAAAUGGGAAGUACAAUGCCUGCACUUUUGAAGGAGGGGUUUGGGAUAUUGGCAGUUUGGAGGGAUAUGUUGUGUAUCUUUAUACGUAUAUGCUUACCAUACCCCCGGCCGGGAUUGAACCCGCGGUCAUAGAGUCUCAAAACUCUAUGACCGCGGGUUCAAUCCCGGCCGGGGGUAUGGUUUGUUUGCAAUCGUGUCAUUACAAUUUCUUGAGUCACGUAUAUGCUUCUAAGCUGUUGUAUUCUGAGCACCUCUGCAAAAACAGUGAUAAUGUGUGAGUGUGGUGAAAGUGUUGAAUGAUGAUGAAAGUAUUUUCUUUUUGGGAAUUUUCUUUCUUUUUUGGGUCACCCUCCCUCGGUGGGAAACGGCCGACUUGUUGAAAAAAAAUAUAUAUAUAAUUAUAUAAUACGUAUAUAUAUAUACACGUAUAUAUGUAUAUAUGAGGUGGUUUGGUCAUUUAGAGAGAAUGGAUCAAAGUAGAAUGACAUGGAAAGCAUAUAAAUCUAUAGGGAAGGAAGGCAGGGUAGGGGUCAUCCUCGAAAGGGUUGGAGAGAGGGGGUAAAGGAGGUUUUGUGGGUAAGGGGCUUGGACUUCCAGCAAGCGUGCGUGAGCGUGUUAGAUAGGAGUGAAUGGAGACGAAUGGUACUUGGGACCUGACGAUCUGUUGGAGUGUGAGCAGGGUAAUAUUUAGUGAAGGGAUUCAGGGAAACCGGUUAUUUUCAUAUAGUCGGACUUGAGUCCUGGAAAUGGGAAGUACAAUGCCUGCACUUUAAAGGAGGGGUUUGGGAUAUUGGCAGUUUGGAGGGAUAUGUUGUGUAUCUUUAUAUGUGUAUGCUUCUAGACUGUUGUAUUCUGAGCACCUCUGCAAAAACAGUGAUAAUGUGCGAGUG
Cherax quadricarinatus is the source of this 21570-nucleotide messenger RNA. Its product is annotated as roquin-1. NCBI's taxonomy places the organism in Eukaryota, Metazoa, Arthropoda, Malacostraca, Decapoda, Parastacidae. The record is from RefSeq and is a predicted model, not a curated record. Gene Ontology annotation, cellular component: cytoplasmic stress granule. Gene Ontology annotation, biological process: protein polyubiquitination; nuclear-transcribed mRNA catabolic process, deadenylation-dependent decay; ubiquitin-dependent protein catabolic process. Gene Ontology annotation, molecular function: double-stranded RNA binding; metal ion binding; mRNA binding.